CGCUUUUAAAGAGUUUGUCCAGCAGCGCGGUGUCCUCUCCAUCUGGACCCGGCUCGUGCGCGCUCUGCUCAGACUCAGGACCGGGGGACCGGGGCUGAGACCUGAGCUCAGCCUGAACUCUGCCGGUCGGUGCGGUGGACCCGGGAGCUCCCCGGUGUGGACGUGACGCAGGACGACCGAACCGAGCCUGGAGACGUCACGCGAUCUGAAGAGCCGCCAGGAAAGUGAGAGAGGAACACGCGCGCUCUUCACUCACAUGGACUCCACGGACCCUGCACUGUGACCUGCGGGACCGGAGGAAGCACCGGGAGUCGAACUCGCAACCGCAGCAACCAACCUGCUGUUUUCUAAAGAAUCAGCUGUGACAGCGGAACCAGGAGUCCAGGUCCAGUUCGGCUUAAAUAAGAUGUUGAAUAAAUGUGUGUUCGGAGUCCCGCCGAGGGCGUUCAGAGGAAUGUGUUCCGCUGAGGUGAAGAACAGCUGCAGGCUGCAAACAUCUGGAAACACCUGCUCCCGCGGCGGGAGCUAAAGGUUCCUGGAAGAAUGUGAAGCUGGAGCUAAAAAGUAUCUGAAGUUCUGCUCCUCAGGUAUGCUCGCCACAGAAGUCUAUAAGACAUAAAGCCAUACAGGUCAGUGUUUUGAAGUGGGACUGCCCCCUAUGGUUGACCCUGCCUCUGAGCAGCAGGAGUUUCCAUGCUUCAGCUCUUCUGGUCCUAAUCCUACAGCCAGACCUCACACUUUAUUGCGCACUGGUUUUCCCUUCAAGAUGGGUGGGGGUUCAAAGCCGACAGUCUUCAGACAUUGUUUCUUCUCUCUGCUGAUGCUGAAGACCUGCUGGCUGCUAGGCUCCAUCUCCCAGAAGCCCACUGUCUUUGCAGACUCCCAGCAGCCUGUGCAGGAGUACGCCCACUCUAUUCGCCUGGACGGUGAUAUCAUCUUGGGCGGUUUGUUCCCUGUGCAUGCCCGGGGUGAAAGAGGUAUCCCCUGUGGUGAGCUGAAGAAGGAGAAGGGCAUCCAUCGUCUGGAAGCCAUGCUGUUUGCUAUCGACCUCAUCAACAAGGAUCCAGACCUGCUACCCAACGUGACACUAGGGGCACGCAUCCUGGAUACGUGUUCACGUGACACCUAUGCUCUAGAGCAGUCGCUCACUUUUGUUCAGGCGCUUAUUGAGAGAGAUGGCUCAGACGUCCGCUGCGCCAAUGGGGAGCCGCCCAUCUUUGCCAAACCAGAUAAAGUCAUUGGAGUCAUUGGAGCAUCGUCCAGCUCUGUGUCCAUCAUGGUUGCCAACAUCCUGCGCUUGUUCAAGAUUCCUCAGAUCAGCUACGCCUCGACCGCCCCCGAGCUCAGCGACAACACGCGCUACGACUUCUUCUCCCGCGUGGUUCCUCCAGACUCCUACCAGGCUCAGGCCAUGCUGGACAUCGUCACAGCAAUGGGCUGGAACUACGUGUCCACGCUCGCCUCCGAGGGAAACUACGGCGAGAGCGGGGUCGAGGCCUUCGUCCAGAUCUCCAGAGAGUCUGGUGGGGUGUGCAUUGCUCAGUCUCUGAAGAUCCCUCGUGAACCAAAACCUGGAGAGUUCACCAAAAUUGUCCUCCGUCUGCUGGAGACACCGAACGCCCGAGCUGUCAUCAUGUUUGCUAAUGAGGAUGACAUCCGACGAGUUCUGGAUGCAGCCAAACACACCAACCUGACAGGACACUUCCUGUGGGUGGGCUCUGACAGCUGGGGCUCAAAGAUCUCUCCGGUGGUCCAGCAGGAGCGGGUGGCCGAGGGAGCCAUCACCAUCCUGCCUAAGAGGACGUCUGUGGACGCGUUUGACCGGUAUUUCAAGAGCCGGUCUCUGUCCAACAACCGGAGGAACGUCUGGUUUGCCGAGUUCUGGGAGGAAAACUUCGGCUGCAAACUGGGGAUGCACGGCAAGAGAACCGGGAGUCUCAAAAAAUGUACAGGGUUGGAAAAGGUUGGCCGUGACUCCAUCUAUGAGCAGGAAGGAAAGGUGCAGUUUGUGAUGGAUGCUGUUUACGCUAUGGCGCAUGCUCUGCACCACAUGCACCGUGAGCUCUGUUCCGGAUACCCCGGCCUGUGUCCACGCAUGGCCAACAUUGAUGGCAAGGAGUUGCUGGCUUACAUCCGUGCCGUCAACUUCAAUGGAAGCGCCGCGACUCCGGUGACCUUUAACGAGAAUGGAGACGCUCCUGGACGCUACGACAUCUUCCAGUAUCAGAUUAACAACAGCUCCCAGGCAGAGUACAGGGUCAUCGGACACUGGGCCGAUCAACUCUAUCUUAACAUGGAGGUCCUGCAGUGGCUGACUGACGACUCGUCUCUGCCCUCCUCCGUGUGCAGCACACCCUGCCGUACUGGCGAGAGGAAGAAGGUUGUGAAAGGCGUCCCCUGCUGCUGGCACUGCGAGCGCUGUGAAGGAUACCACUUCCAGGCCAGCGAGUUCACGUGUGAGCUCUGUCCGUACGAGAAGAGACCCAACCAGAACCGCACCAGCUGCCAGCCGAUCCCCAUCAUCAAGCUGGAGUGGCACUCGCCUUGGGCUGUGCUGCCUGUCUUCAUCUCCAUCAUGGGCAUUAUUAGCACAACCUUCGUCAUCGUCACCUUCGUCCGCUACAACGACACACCCAUCGUGCGAGCCUCGGGUCGGGAGAUGAGCUACGUCCUGCUGACGGGCAUCUUCCUGUGUUACAUCAUCACGUUCCCCAUGAUCGCGGCGCCUGACAUCGUGGUCUGCUCCUUCCGCCGCAUUUUUCUGGGCCUCGGCAUGUGCUUCAGCUAUGCUGCGCUGCUGACCAAGACCAACCGCAUCCACCGCAUCUUUGAGCAGGGAAAGAAAGCGGUGACGGCCCCUCGCUUCAUCUCCCCAGCCUCCCAGUUGGUCAUCACCUUCUCGCUCAUCUCCGUUCAGCUGCUGGGCGUCUUCGUGUGGUUCGCCGCCGACCCGCCUCACACCUUUGUGGACUACGGGGAGCAGCGCACCAUGGAUCCUAAGAAAGCUCGGGGCGUCCUCAAGUGUGACAUCUCAGAUCUGUCGCUCAUCUGUUCCUUGGGUUACAGUAUCCUCCUGAUGGUCACGUGCACUGUUUAUGCCAUCAAGACGCGCAGUGUCCCUGAGACCUUCAACGAAGCCAAACCCAUUGGAUUUACUAUGUACACUACCUGCAUCAUCUGGUUGGCCUUCAUCCCCAUCUUCUUCGGCACAGCACAGUCUGCAGAGCGGAUGUACAUUCAGACGGCCACUCUGACCGUCUCCCUCAGCCUCAGCGCCUCCGUCUCUCUGGGCAUGCUCUACGUGCCGAAGGUCUACAUCAUCAUCUUCCACCCGGAGCAGAACGUUCCCAAACGCAAGCGCAGCUUCAAAGCCAUCGUGACCGCCGCCACCAUGACCACCAAGCUGUCGCAUCUGGCAGCCGAGCGCCCCAACGGCGAAGUGAAGACAGAACUCCGCGAGGGCGUUGAAGCUAGCGUUCCAUCAACAAAAACUAUGUAUGUCAGCUACACGAACCACGCCAUGUGAUGAGACCCUUCAGCAGGAUGAAGAUCUACCUUGCCCUAAUCUAUCAGUCCCAGAAGAGACGAGGAGAAAGGACAUCUUCUCUGAACUGAGGGAUCAGGUAAUAAAACCUCUGACAGACUGAACCAUCACGUGGGGUUUACCGGUUUACAGACAGCAGGAAGAGACCCUGAACGGCUCAAAAACUGUUGAAAACCAUCCAUGGACCCAUAAACAGGACAACGGAUGGCAGCUUGAAAACUAAACAAAAGAAUUACAUUAAAAAAUAAAAUAAAAAAUAGUCUGUUGUUACUCUAAUUGUACAUUUAAAAAACAAAAAGAACAAAAAAUCUUGGUUGUGGUUGUGGACAUUUCUGAUUCUCGUCUCAUAUCGUCCGUCUCAUGAUGUACAGAGCUUUUAAAAAAAUAUUCAUCCCCUGUGAUGUUUUAUGCUCUUAUUGCUGUCAUAUGUAAAUCACGGUCAGUGUAUAGUAAUUAAUGAAACAUCCGGGGGGUGAAUACUUUCUUAUAAAAUCUGUACAAUAUGAGAGGAGUUUGUGACUUGUAGCUUUUGGUUGUGAAACAUUUAAACCCCAUGACUGAACUGAAGCAUGUCCCUUUUCUACAAAUGAUCUAUUUAUAAUAAAGGAAUGUUUCACA
Austrofundulus limnaeus is the source of this 4162-nucleotide messenger RNA. RefSeq names its product metabotropic glutamate receptor 8. Gene Ontology annotation, biological process: G protein-coupled receptor signaling pathway. The transcript is spliced from 11 exons. Bases 659 to 3526 code for a protein of 955 amino acids. The record is from RefSeq and is a predicted model, not a curated record. Gene Ontology annotation, molecular function: G protein-coupled receptor activity. Gene Ontology annotation, cellular component: membrane. Lineage: Eukaryota; Metazoa; Chordata; Actinopteri; Cyprinodontiformes; Rivulidae.